GUGGUUUGAUGGGACCGGUCAGGAUGAUCUCAUCCGGUCAUGAACUGACCACCGACUACGAUGAGAAGACUCUGCAUGAGCUGGGCUUUAAAGACAUGCAGAUGGUGUUCGUGUCUCUCGGAGCUCCUCGGAGGGAGAGGAAGGGCGAAGGCGUCCAGCUUCCUGCUUCCUGUCUGCCCCCCCCCAGAAGGAGCACAUCCCCAUGCUGCUGCUGCUGCAGGAGCCGCAUCUCACCACGCUGUUCGACCUGCUGGAGAUGCUCGCCUGCUUCAAACCGCCGAGCCCGAAUACUGAGAAGGUUCAUGACAGUCCAGAGACCGCUCGCUGCGAGGAGCUUCACCUCCACGCUGAGAAUCUGUCCCGGCGGGUUUGGGAGCUGCUGAUGCUUCUUCCUACAUGUCCCAAGAUGCUUCAGGCUUUCCAGAACAUCUCAGACGACGCGAACGGAGAGGGUCUCUGCUGGAAGGAGCUGCUGAGGAUUAAAAGUCCUCACAAGCUUCUUUACGCUCUGGAGAUCAUCGAAGCUCUGGGGAAACCUAACCGACGCAUCCACCGAGAGUCCACCGGCAGCUACAGCGAUCUGUAUCCCGACUCAGACGACUCCAGCGAGGAUCAGAUAGAAAACAGCAAGAACACCUGGAGCUGCAAGUUCGUGUCCUCUGGAGGUCUGCAGCUGCUGUUGGAGAUCUUUAACUCCGGGAUCCUGGAGCCCAAAGACCAGGAGUCCUGGACUGUGUGGCUGCUGGACUGCCUGGCCUGCCUGCUGAAGCUGAUCUGCCAGUUUGCGGUGGACCCAGCGGACCUGGAUCUGGCCUACCACGAUGUGUUCUCCUGGUCCGGCCUCGCUGACAGCCAGAGGAAACGAGCCUGGCCCGGGAAGUCCCGCAAGUCUACGGUGGACCACGGCAAGGGUCUGCACAUCCCCCGACUCACCGAGGUCUUCCUGAGUCUGGUCCAGGGAACCAACCUGAUCCAACGUCUGAUCAACGUGGCGUACACGUACGACAACCUCGCUCACAGAGUUCUCAAAGCUCAGUCUGAUCACAGGUCUCGGCAUGAAGUGACUCACUACUCCAUGUGGCUGCUGGUGAGUUGGGCUCACUGCUCGUCUACGGUGAAGUCCAGCCUGGCCGACAGCGACCAUCUCCACGACUGGCUGAAGAAACUCACUCUGCUGGUUCCUGAGCCGGCGGUGAGACAUGAAGCGUGUAACGGACUCUACAAACUGUCUCUGUCGGGUUUGGAAGGAGGAGAGUCCAUCAACAGGUCCUUCCUGCUGCUCGCUGCUUCUACACUGCUCAAGUUCCUGCCUGAUGCCCAGGCCCUCAAACCACUGAGGGUGGAGGAUUAUGAAGAGGAGCCUCUGUUAAGAACCGGCUGUAAGGAAUACUUCUGGCUUCUCUGUAAACUCAUCGACAACAUCCACGUUAAAGACGCCAGCCAGAAGGUCUCUCCCUCUCUGUCGCUGGCCGGCUCGAUGCAGACCACGCUGCUGGACCUGGACGCUCUCGCUCGUCACCUGGCCGACUGCAUCCGGAGCCGUGAGAUCCUCGACCAGCAGGACGGCGCCAUCGAGGACGACGGACUGACGGGCCUCCUGCGUCUCGCCACCAGCGUCCUCAAACACAAACCUCCCUUCAAGUUCUCCCGCGAGGGUCAGGAGUUCCUGCGCGACGUCCACAACCUGCUGUUCCUCCUGCCGAGCCUGGCCGACCGCGCUCAGCCCAAAUGCAAGUCGCACGCCGCCCGAGCCGCCGCCUACGACCUGCUGGUGGAGACGGUGAAAGGCUCGGUGGAGAACUACCGGCUGCUGCACAACUGGGUGAUGUCACAGCACAUGCAGGCGUCUCACGCUCCGUAUAAAUGGGACUACUGGCCUCACGAUGACGUUCGAGCCGAGUGUCGCUUCGUUGGUCUGACGAACCUCGGAGCCACGUGUUACCUCGCUUCUACCAUCCAACAACUCUACAUGAUACCUGAAGCUAGGCAGGCUGUCUUCACUGCUAAG
Molecule: messenger RNA, 2008 nt
Organism: Scomber japonicus (chub mackerel)
Lineage: Eukaryota; Metazoa; Chordata; Actinopteri; Scombriformes; Scombridae
Product: ubiquitin carboxyl-terminal hydrolase 34-like
Exons: 15
Biological process (GO): protein deubiquitination
Molecular function (GO): cysteine-type deubiquitinase activity
Source: RefSeq, a predicted model, not a curated record